AUUUUUCAUUUAUAUAUUCUUGUUGCACAGUAACAAAUGAGUAUAGACAAAGUGAUGCAUAAUACCGUAUCUGAUUCCUAUAUUAUCCACCAAAGACGGCCCGCCCUUCGUGGUAUUAUACAACUGCCGAUAUCGAUACAAACGAUACCCGACGCCGCACUAAAGUAUCCCCGGCUCCGAUGUAGAUCCCGCUUGAUCUCAUCAUUGUCGACGACUCGAAUGAUUUCGCAGCUCGCCGACCUCAAAAACACUCCUGAAAACGCCCCGGGCCCUAACUGUAUGAUUAUCUCUCCCUCACGCUCAAGCAGUUUCGGGGAGUCGUGGCCGAGUGCCGCGCACGCCGUUAUGUCUGAGAGUCAGAGGGCGCAAGAGCUCAGGAAGUUCUAUGCGCCGUUUGAUGAUGGCUCCACGCCUGGCAGUGCCCAGGGUAUCAACCAGUCCAUCCUCGAUGAUGGGGCGCUGGGUGCAUAUGCGGAGCUGAUCUUGUGGCGACUUCGUGGCACUCGGGCUAUGGUCUCGCUCAUAGACAACACCACUGAGUACUUCGUCGCUGGAGUUACCCGCCCUGAGAGCUCCUCGAACGAGAUUACCACCAGCAAUGACUUGUUUGGCUGCUGCACCAUCGAAACUGCUGGAGGUCUCUGCGAGAAUGUCAUAGCAAUGGACGGAACUAAAGGGGAAUAUCCGUGCUUUGAAGUAUCAAGUCUUCAUACGCACCCGCGCUACGAACACCAGCCCGUUGUCAAUGGGGCCAUUGCCGCCUACAAGUACUACGCGGGGACCCCUAUUACCACGGCUCACGGGGUCAAUAUAGGGUCCUUGUUCGUGUUUGGCAACGAGUCACGGCCAAAUGGUCUUACUGUGCGAGAAAGGAAAUGCUUGUUUGAGACGGCGGAAAAUAUAAUGAAGCACCUUCAAAGUAAGAGGGAGGCAGCAGAGAGGCGCCGCGUCGCGUUGAUGAGCACGGGCGUGGCCAAAUUUUUGGAGCGGACGACGUGGCUUGGAGAUGCAGAUACGGACUCGAAUCCGGAAUUUCCGUUGUCAAAUAGCUUUGGGGAGAGUGAAGCUCAGCGCUCAAGCAUGGAAUCGACAAACAUCACCAGUCAGACUUCAACCUCUGGCGAUACUGACAUAGACGGAUGGCCUAAAAAGAAGGGGGCUUCAGAAAUUGUGCUGGAUAAAAUCAAAAAGGCGUUGGAUCAUGCAGCCUAUGUACUCCGAGAGUCUCUCGAAUUGACUGCAGGCGGGGUUGUCUUCCUCGACACGGCUAUCGGGCCCAGCCAACCCAAGGCUAGCACAGACUAUUCUGAUCCUAUCCAGCCUAAGGCUAGCACAGACUAUUCUGAUCCUAUCCAGCCUGACCUCGACAGCGUAACAUCCGGGAUCGGGGGCGUUGAGUUUGAGAAUGAUUUGACCUUCGAGAACGACUUGACGAUGACGGGAAUUGACCCGAAGUCUACGAUACCCUCUGGCCAGGUCCGAGGGUUCUACGACGAGUAUCGGCCAGUUCGAGUCCCAGCGUUGUCCUGCUCCAAACAUGCAUAUCGGAGAUCGAGAGCACUAGAUGGGAAGACACUCCAGGAUUUCAUUGAUAUGUAUCCAAAGGGAAACAUAUGGUAUAUAGACGAGAAGGGAUAUUUUUCCUCCCUCGACCAAGACGACACCAUUGGUAGCCCCCAAAGGGCCACCCCGAUAGAGGGGAAGAGGUCACUUUAUAAUAUAGGCGCCGAUUCUACGAGGCAAGCGGCCGAGGCUGCCAUUUUAUCAAAAGUUUUUCAGGGUGCUCGUCAAAUCAUUUUCUUGCCGUUGUGGGACGCAAGCGGAAGUCGCUGGCAUUCCGGGUGUUUUGUCUGGAGCAAUAAUUCUUUUCCCGUCUUCACUGUCGAUUCUGAGUUGGCGUAUAUAUCUGCUCUGUCAAACUCUGUAAUGGUUGAGAUUAGCCGCUUAGACUCCAUCAUGGCCAACAACGUCAAGUCAGACUUCAUCAGCAGCAUAUCUCACGAGUUCCGCAGCCCUCUUCACGGUAUCCUUGCCAGCGCAGAGUUCUUGCACGACUCCGACCUUGAUCAGACGCAGGAUCAGUUAGUGGCGUCGAUACGCACAUGCGGGUCCGCGCUGCUGGAUACGAUCAAUCAUGUCUUGGACUAUAGUAGGAUCAACUCAUUCCAGAAGAAGGACUCGUCCGGUUCAUUCUCCAAUGAGUUGGAUCUUUCGGCCAAUGUUGCCCUCCUCUGCGAGCGUGUCGUGGAUGGAUUGAUCGCUACUCGCGGCUACACUGGCGUUGGCAAUGAGGAUACCACCGCGGACCCCGAUUCCCCACAUGAUGCACCAUAUGCCCACCUAGUCGAAAUCAUUCUCGACUUCGAGGACAGAGACUGGAUGUUCAAGAUCAUUCCUGGAGCGCUACGCCGCAUAAUCAUGAACACUGUCAGCAACGCCAUGAAAUUUACCAACACGGGAUUCAUCCUCAUCCAGCUUCGCGUCAAACAAACCGACGGACGACAAUCCGACCCGACGUCGAGAAUAGGACAGAAGAUCCUCGCUCUUAACGUUAUUGACUCUGGCCGCGGGAUGUCAAAGCAAUACAUGGAGCGCAAGCUCUACACGCCCUUUGCGCAGGAAGACCCCUUCAUACCGGGAGUCGGUCUGGGCCUGUCCAUCACGCGGAACAUCAUCGCCCAGCUAAGCGGCAAGAUUAACAUCCGGUCCGAGCUCGGCAAAGGCACAGAUGUCGAAGUCUUGCUCCCCCUCGCCCUCGCCGAUACCAAAAUCACCUCAACCGAGAUGAGUUCUACGCACGCGCACCGCAGUGCACCAGACCGUGAAGCUGCCGCGGCAGUCGAAGCUGUGCGUGCCCUCGCCCCAGGCAAAUCAGUCGCCAUCUGGCGCGCGCCCGCCCAUACAGCCCGCACUCGUGACGACUCGCUCGCUUGGAAGACGGUAGCAGGGUACUGCAAGUCCUGGUUCGGGUUCACGCUGCUGGCAAAUCCCGAUGCCACCACCCUCGCCAAGGCAGACUUCGUCAUCAGAGAGUGCUCUCCCUUCGGCCCGGACGACGUCCCCCUCCCACCCUGUACAUCCCGCGUCCUCAACCUUCAAGAGCGCAUCGACCGUCCCUCAACACGACGCACGCACAUGGAUUCACCCCUAUCGGAGGCGCUGUCCCUACCCACCGGCCCAUUCAAGCUCGCCAUCGCCAUUCUCUCUCUCUUUCACGACCCCGCCCGCCGCGCCGCCCUCGAGGACGAAGCCGCAAAUCCACACCCAGUCCGCUUUCUCAGCGAUGAAAUGGUGACGCAGCAUUCCCGCGGCUGGUCCGCCGGGCCACCGACUCCCACUCCCGGAAACCGGCAAGAGGAAGCCCUGGUGCCAGCGCCCACUACGAAGGGCACAUCGACAUGCCACCCACGGACACCAUUGAGCGCCCAGCCGCUCACCCUCGCGUCGCUAUCGCUACCCGUGCCGACGCGCUCCCUCCACAUCCUCGCCGUCGACGACAACGCGCUCAACCUGCUCCUGCUAACGCGCUAUCUCUCCAAGCGACCCAGCGACAUCGUCGUCACUGCACGCAACGGCCUCGAGGCUGUGACGGCCGUGCGUGCCGCCGCCGACCCCUUCGACGUCGUCUUCAUGGACAUCAGCAUGCCGGGCAUGGACGGCUUCGCGGCGACGCACGCGAUCCGCGUAAUGGAGGCGGAGCGUGCGGAGCAUGGGGUGAGUAGGGCGCGUAUCGUAGCGCUAACGGGGUUGGCGAGUAAGAGGGAUAGGGAGGAGGCGGAGAGGUGCGGGUUUGAUGAUUUUUUAACGAAGCCGGUGAGUUUUCGGUUAAUUGGGAGGUUGUUGGAGGGGCUGAGUCGGGGGGGUGGACGGGUGGGGCUGGAGGAGGAGGAGGAUGGGUGAGAGGAGGUACUUGUAUGGUGCCGUCGGUGUGCUUGGGUGAGCGAGUAGAGGAGGAAAAGGAUGGGUGAGGAGAGGAGAGGUACAUUGUGUGGUACCAUCAGGCUACAAGAGCGAGGACGCGCGCACGAUAAUGUUCUUAUUUUGGUCUACGAAUUGGAAUGGGUGACGAAGGAAGGAAAGGUUUUGGGAAUUUGGAAUUUGGAAUUGGAUGAUAAAGGCUGGCAUAUAAUAUCCGAAGCACAUCUUGAGGUAAAGCGAUAUAUAUCUAUCUACACUAGUAUACUACUACAUGGUCUGCAUCUACGCAAAAACAAUUUAGGAAUUUAAUGUCUAGAC
Pseudogymnoascus destructans is the source of this 4236-nucleotide messenger RNA. RefSeq lists its product as uncharacterized. NCBI's taxonomy places the organism in Eukaryota, Fungi, Ascomycota, Leotiomycetes, Thelebolales, Thelebolaceae. Gene Ontology annotation, biological process: protein autophosphorylation; phosphorelay signal transduction system. Bases 37 to 3900 code for a protein of 1287 amino acids. The transcript has 5 exons. Gene Ontology annotation, molecular function: phosphorelay sensor kinase activity; histidine phosphotransfer kinase activity. The record is from RefSeq and is a predicted model, not a curated record.